Scomber japonicus (chub mackerel) is the source of this 2139-nucleotide messenger RNA. RefSeq names its product DNA repair protein XRCC4-like. Lineage: Eukaryota; Metazoa; Chordata; Actinopteri; Scombriformes; Scombridae. Gene Ontology annotation, biological process: positive regulation of ligase activity; double-strand break repair via nonhomologous end joining; immunoglobulin V(D)J recombination. The record is from RefSeq and is a predicted model, not a curated record. Gene Ontology annotation, molecular function: DNA binding. The coding region runs from base 147 to 1046 and encodes 299 amino acids. Gene Ontology annotation, cellular component: nucleus; DNA ligase IV complex; DNA-dependent protein kinase-DNA ligase 4 complex. The transcript is spliced from 7 exons.
GAGGACAUGAGUUGAACUGUCAACAGAGCUGUCAACGGAGAGAGAGAGAGAGAGCGGCAAUGAUUUCAGUUUCAUACUAAAAACGCGUCGUUUGGACACCGCAGUAGUUAGCCUAUAUAUUACCGUCUGAAAGCAGUACGGGAGACAUGAGUGGUACAAUCCGACAGAUCACUGUAACCACUGACCCGGAAACCCCAUAUUUCCUGCGAGUGGACUGGGCCGUAGACCUGGGCGCUGGGUUCACACUAGCUCUCACUGAUGGCAGCUCUGCAUGGAUUGGAGAAGUUUCAGAAGAUGAGGUGACGAGGGAAGCCAAUGACAUGGGGGUUACAAGAGAGAGAUAUGUCAAGGAUCUUCUUCAAGCACUAACAGGAGGUGAAGAGGAAAGAGGAGGGGGAAGGAAAGGAAGGAGAGUAGGCGACACAGGGGUGUAUUCUUUCCAGCUCACUCCAGACCACUGUCAUCUCGCAUAUCAGAAGAUCUGCAAUAGUGUCUCGGUGCACUUGGGCUCUGCAGAACUUCAGCCAGCUCCAGACCCUCUAGAGUUGAACCGGGAGAUGAUUGGCCAGUCUCUAAAGCGCAGCACAGACCUGGAGACAGAAAACUGCCAGCUACUAGAGGAGAACCGUAGACUAAAACAGCACCACCAGCAAAUACACAAAGAGCUGGAGCAGCAGGUUCAGGACAAGGAGGUGUUAGAGAGCGAGCUAUACUCUCGUUUUGUCAUGGUGAUAAACGAAAAGAAGGCCAAGAUCAGAGGCCUGCAGGAUGUUGUCCGCCAGCUCCAGAAAACAGAUGACAAGCAGAAGGGACAAUGUGACAACGACACAGCUCAAGUUGAAGACGGCAGUCAGGACAGAAGAGAGGAGACAAUUCAGAGCAUCCAUCUAUCACUGGAACCAACCAUCCUCAUCACAGGUCGUGAUCUGGUGUGCAAGGGCAUCCCUGUGGACCACACUUUUUCUGAUGAUGAGGAUGUACAACCAAGACAAAAGCGCCAGUUGCUUCACUCUCCAAGCCGAGAACCUUGUGAACCUUCUGAAUAAAAUCACACUGGUUCUUAAAGAUGUUUGGGGAGCCUUCACAUACAGCAGUUGUACAUGGACAAUACUGAACUCAUAGAAUUUAAGAGAAAACCAAAUUAACAUCAUGCAAACUUCUUGCUUAUUGUUGUUUGAGUUAAAGAAUUAGCUUUUCCAUGUGUCCCAAAACCUAUUUUAACAGUUCACGAUAAAACAUGUCAUGUCAGGUUUAAUGGUCCUGUGAAACAUUUUUCUCAAAUUUCAUUCAUGACUGUUUUCAGUUUCAGCAUUCAGAAACGUCUGUCUAAACCACUGUGGUAACGGAUGUGGGUUGCCCUACUGAAUUUUUAUCCCCUCCUUCCAAAUGUUGAAUCAUCACUUUGUCGUCAACAUUGGGGUCACAGUAAAAACCCACUAGUGCAGAAUGUCUGCCACUUCCCAUCAUCCAGUGGUCACACCUCUGGCCUGUUUUGCAUAAUAUAUUUUUCUCUUUAUCUCACGGUAUUGAUUGUAUUAUUCAUUAGGGACAUAUUCCUCCUGCUGGCCUUGACUACAGAAGUGGUCUUAGAUGUUGAGGUCUUUAGUUGCUAGACUAGUUACUAGAAUCUCCUAAUAAAUAAGAUGGAUUAAAUGCAUAACAUGAUAUCUUUGGGGUUUGUAAAAAUGUACUUUGUAAAAAACAAACACAAUGUUUUUUCAUAGUCUAUGAAUUGUAUUUAACCUUGUUAACACCUCUGAGUUUCCCUUGGGAUUGUGGCUAGAAUUUAAAAGAUAUUUCUCACUGGUGGGUCUGAGAGAGUUUAAGAGAUUAAUCAACCUCUGUUAAUGUUUGGUUUUUCAAAGGUGUCUCCUGUUCGCAAUGUCCGGCUUAAACAUACAAUGUUGUGAGGUCUUUUCUCACUCAGCAGCUGGAUGUUCUCUCAUACUGAUACACUAUGACUGAAUGGCCACAGAUUCUUGGACUUCUGCCUUUUACAACUGCAAAUAGGCUUAGACAGACACUGCAUGUUGGGUUUGUGCUACUGCUACACAAGAGUCUGAAGAGCAACAUUUACUGUAUGUCUGAAAAAAGCAUAAAUAAAUGUUUCAUAUCUUCAGAUUAAGUUUCAAUGUGUGU